UUCGAGCUGCCGGAUCUUCUGCGGCUGAGGGGCUAGUGGGCGCGAGGAUGGUGUGCGAAAAAUGUGAAAAGAAACUUGGUACUGUUAUUACGCCGGACACAUGGAAAGAUGGUGCGAGAAAUACCACAGAAAGUGGUGGAAGAAAACUGAAUGAAAAUAAAGCAUUGACUUCAAAAAAGGCAAGAUUCGAUCCGUAUGGAAAGAAUAAGUUCUCCACUUGCAGAAUUUGUAAAAGCUCUGUGCACCAGCCGGGGUCCCACUACUGCCAGGGCUGCGCCUACAAGAAAGGCAUCUGUGCGAUGUGUGGAAAAAAAGUUUUGGAUACCAAAAACUACAAGCAAACAUCUGUCUAGAUGUACUGG
Molecule: messenger RNA, 362 nt
Organism: Octodon degus (degu)
Lineage: Eukaryota; Metazoa; Chordata; Mammalia; Rodentia; Octodontidae
Product: cysteine-rich PDZ-binding protein
Exons: 1
Coding region: 48-353 (101 amino acids)
Biological process (GO): cytoplasmic microtubule organization
Cellular component (GO): dendrite
Molecular function (GO): PDZ domain binding; microtubule binding
Source: RefSeq, a predicted model, not a curated record